AUGGGUCAGGGGAGAUUGGUGCUCGAGCUAAUCGGGGAGGAGAAGUCGAGGAGGGUAACAUUCAAGAAGAGGAAGAGUGGCAUGUUGAAGAAGGCUAAGGAAUUCUUGAUUUUGUGCGGAGUGGACACUUCGAACAAUCUCGUCACCACCAACGUGGAUGUCAAGGUAGAAGACGAUGAUCAGGCCUUGUUGUUGUUAUGUCCUCUAUCGGAGUUCUAUGAGAGCUUCAUCGACACCAUACUCUAUGGGAGGACAAGCAUCACCUUGGAAGACAUCAAGGCGUCAUUGAACUCGAAAGAAUUGCAGAAGAAGGCAACCAAUUACCAUGGGAGCAACGAUGUUAGGCAUGUCCCGGGUAUAAGAAAAAAUUUGAUCUCAUUAGGAAGUCUUGAUGCUCUUGGCUACAAGUACAGAGGCCAAGGUAGAGUUUUGAAGGUCUCGAAGGGAGAUCUCAUGGUGAUGAGUAGGGUGUUGCGGGACUGGUUAUAUGUUCUGCAAGCUACUUUGGUGGAGCAAUGUAAGAGCGGGAGCCGAGGACAGGUGGAGAAACCUAUGAAGAAGGUAGAGUUCCUGUUGGAAGACUCGAAAACUCCUGAGACUCAGCCUGUGAUGGUAAAGGUCUGA
Molecule: messenger RNA, 624 nt
Organism: Punica granatum (pomegranate)
Lineage: Eukaryota; Viridiplantae; Streptophyta; Magnoliopsida; Myrtales; Lythraceae
Source: RefSeq, a predicted model, not a curated record